Molecule: messenger RNA, 1017 nt
Organism: Prunus armeniaca (apricot)
Lineage: Eukaryota; Viridiplantae; Streptophyta; Magnoliopsida; Rosales; Rosaceae
Source: the annotation of a GenBank genome assembly
AUGGAAAGUGUUUUCCACAACUAUUAUUACAGGAUUCAGCUAGAAGUCAUCAUAAGUGACCUUGCUGCCCUCAAACAGAGUGAAGAUGAACAUGCUCGAGACUUCAUAACCAGGUUCAGGAAGCUCAAAAUGAAGUGUCGAAUCCCUAUGGAAGAAAGACACUUCAUCCAGAUAGCCCAAGCUGCCCUCAAGAUCUCUCUGAGAAAAAGAUUUGAUGGGAUGCUGUUUGGAGACCUGGCAGAAUUGGCAAAUAAAGCAUCCAAGUAUGAGGAACUACUUAGGGAAGAACAGCAGAAGAGGAACUCAUCCAAAGGCACGUAUUACAAGUCACCUUCCUCUUCAAUACAUCUAGUUCAGGUAGAAUCAGAAGAGGAAGCAGAAUGCUUAGAGGAGGGAGAAGUUGCAAUAACAGAAAUGGCAAAGUUGAAACAUCCCAUCAGCUGUAAGGCCCUUACUAAGCCACCAAAGGAUCAGAAGCCACCACCUUUCACAGGAGGAUUUGUCCCGAGCAAACCAACACAGAACAAGGUUUAUUCCUUUGAUCUAACCAAGGUGGAUGCUUUAUUUGAUGAAAUGUUGCUGCAAAAGGCAAGAGACACCCCACAGGAUACCCAAGCCAGAAGAGCUCAAGGGCAGGCAGUAUUGCAGGAAGGAAUAGCAGUAGGAAGGUUGAAACUGGCGGAGAAAUCUCCUUCAGUCACAACAGAUCCUUUUCCCCAACCACAAGUCAAUAUGGUCAACUUAAAUUGGCAAGAACAGAAGAGAAGCAGGCCAACAACAGAAGCCAGUUCCAGCAGAGGCAGAAUGGUUUCAAGAGAAACUAUUGAAAGGCCAAAAGCAACUAUCUCAGCCGGAGUAGUGCUCUGCAACAAAUGCAAAUGUGAAGCUGAGCUAGAAGUGGUCCUGGACAGGCAGAGUCAACCCAUUCUGAGUGUUUUGAUAGGAUUAGAACCUCAUCCCGAGAUAGAGCCGGGCAGAAGGAGUAUCCCAGACCAGCCCAGCACAGCAGGAGGAUGA